AUCAAGUUGCAGAUAAAAUAAACAUUAAACAAAUCCUGCUGACAAGUAAACAUAAUUUAAUGAAGUUUUUUCUAUCUAUCAAGAGUAGUAUAAAAACCACAGUUCUUCCUACACUCACGCAACCCCAUAAUGGAAGGCCAAAAUUGUAAUAAAAAAUCACAGCAAAAUGAAAUACAACACCCUCAAGUGGCAGUGUUGAUGGUACCCUUUCCUGCCCAAGGUCAUUUGAACCAGCUUCUCCAUCUUGCUCAUCUCAUUACUUCCUAUGGUUUACCAGUUCAUUAUGCUGGAUCUGCCAGCCACAACCACCAAGCGAAGCUCCGACUGCAUGGUUGGGAAUCUGAAACUUUAAGUAAAAUCCAUUUCCAUGACUUCCAAAUCCCACCUUAUAGCUCACCUCCUCCCAAUCCCGACCCCUCCACCUUUUUCCCUGCGAACGCUGAACCACUAUUCGAUGCCUGUAUGCAUCUCCGUCAACCUAUUUCCCAACUUCUGCAAGAACUCUCUACAAAGUUCAGGAGAAGCAUUGUCAUUUUUGAUAGCCUAAUGACUUCUGUGAUCCAAGAUGUAAAAAACAUCCCAAAAGCUGAAUCGUAUGUCUUCUUUCCCAUCUCUGCCUUUACCAUUUUCUUUAAUACCUGGGAAAAAAUACCUGAAAAACCUUUUCAGCUAGACUUUGAAGUCCCAAAAUGCAUUCCUUCAAAUGAAGGGUGCUUGCCGCCAAAGGUUUUAAACUUCAUAGUCCAACAAUAUCUACUUUUGGGGUUUGAGGCUGGAGCACUUUUCAACACAUCAAGGCUGAUAGAAGGUAGAUAUGUCCAACUAUUGGAGAAGCUGUCAAUAGACCCUGAGGCAAAGUACUUUUCUGUUGGACCUUUGAAUCCAGUGGAAAAGGAUAGCAAGAUUGAUAGACAUAUAUGCUUACUAUGGCUAGACAAACAAGAGACAGAUUCAGUGAUAUAUGUCUCUUUUGGAUCAUCAACCUCAAUGACUGAUGAGCAGAUCACGGAGCUGGCGCUAGGCUUGGAAAGAAGCGGACAAAAGUUUGUAUGGGUACUUAGAAGAGCGGAUCCAGCAGACAUAUUUUCAGGUAGUGAAGUGAGAAAUCCUCUACUGCCGGAAGGGUAUGAAGAGAGAGUGAAAAAUAGGGGAAUGGUGAUAAGAGACUGGGCACCCCAAGUGCAAAUUCUAGCACAUCCAUCCGUAGGUGGGUUCAUGAGUCACUGUGGAUGGAACUCAUGCAUAGAGAGCAUCAGCAUGGGUGUGCCAAUUGCAGCUUGGCCCAUGCAUUCCGAUCAACCCAGGAAUGCCAUUUUGGUGACAGAGGUGCUAAGAAUCGGUACACUGGUGAGAGAUUGGACACACCGUGCUGACCUAGUGAUGGCAACUACAAUUGAGAAUGCAUUGAGAAGAUUGAUGACAUCAGAAGAUGGAAAGGAGAUGCAAAAAAGGGCUGCAGAACUGGGUGAUGUUGUCAGAGCAUCAGUUGCUGAAGGUGGUACUUCUCGUGUAGAAAUGGAUUCUUUCAUUAUGCACAUCACAAGAUGAUGACCUGCGGAUCUCUCACUUAGAUAUUGACCGUUUCACGAGAAUCUCAAUUUGCUUUGAAUCCAGAAGGCUCAAUAUGCCAAGUUGUGUAGUGGUAUUUUGAUAUUUUCACAGUCCAUGUACUGUGUUUUUGUCUGUAUUCAACAUUGUUAAUUUCGUGUAAUAAAAUGCAUGUUCAACACUGUUUCUAAACAUGUAAUGAAACAAAAUUGUAGUCAUCUUUUUCUAGAUCACAAGAUUCACAACAAUACCAAUGGAAUUAUCUCAUUCAGAAAAGUUUAUAAGAAUUGAAAUAGCUCAAGUAGAGGAUACAUCAAGUGAAAUUGAAUUCUCAC
Chenopodium quinoa (quinoa) is the source of this 1883-nucleotide messenger RNA. Its product is annotated as zeatin O-glucosyltransferase-like. Lineage: Eukaryota; Viridiplantae; Streptophyta; Magnoliopsida; Caryophyllales; Amaranthaceae. Gene Ontology annotation, molecular function: UDP-glycosyltransferase activity. The coding region runs from base 130 to 1548 and encodes 472 amino acids. The record is from RefSeq and is a predicted model, not a curated record. The transcript has a single exon.